AUGGACUACUCCUACCUCAAUUCGUACGACUCGUGCGUGGCGGCCAUGGAGGCGUCCGCCUACGGCGACUUCGGCGCCUGCAGCCAGCCCGGCGGCUUCCAAUACAGCCCCCUGCGACCCGCCUUCCCCGCGGCUGGGCCGCCCUGCCCCGCGCUCGGCUCCUCUAACUGCGCGCUCGGCGCUCUACGCGACCACCAGCCUGCGCCUUACUCGGCAGUGCCCUACAAGUUCUUCCCGGAGCCGUCGGGCCUGCAUGAGAAGCGGAAGCAGCGGCGCAUCCGUACCACGUUCACCAGUGCACAGCUCAAGGAGCUGGAGCGCGUCUUCGCAGAGACUCACUACCCUGACAUUUACACACGCGAGGAGCUGGCGCUCAAGAUCGACCUGACUGAGGCUCGCGUGCAGGUCUGGUUCCAGAACCGCCGGGCCAAGUUCCGCAAACAGGAGCGUGCGGCCAGCGCCAAGGGUGCGGCGGGCGCGGCGGGCGCCAAAAAGGGCGAGGCGCGCUGCUCGUCCGAGGACGACGACUCCAAGGAGUCCACGUGCAGCCCCACGCCCGACAGCACCGCGUCGCUGCCCCCGCCGCCCGCCCCCGGCCUGGCCAGCCCGCGUCUGAGCCCCAGCCCGCUGCCUGCCGCCCUGGGCUCCGGGCCCGGCCCUGGCCCCGGGUCCCAGCCGCUCAAGGGCCCGCUGUGGGCGGGCGUGGCGGGCGGCGGGGGCGGCGGGCCGGGCGCGGGCGCGGCGGAGCUGCUGAAGGCCUGGCAGCCGGCGGAACCCGGGCCCGGGCCCUUCUCCGGGGUUCUGUCCUCCUUCCACCGGAAGCCUGGCCCGGCCCUGAAGACCAAUCUCUUCUAGCCGCCGGACUCUGGAGGUGCCGGGCCUGCCCCCCAGAGAUGCCCCUGCCCCUCAGGACCUGACAGGGUCCCGCCCCAUCCGGGCGCCCGCCUGGAAGUGCCCACCUGCCCCACCCCCUACCGUGUCCCACUCCUAAGUGUGCCCUCCCCAGCUUCGGAGACCGGAGACCGAGUCAGGGCCUCUCGUCCUCACCUACCGCCCCCAGCAGAAUGGGGUACUUUCACCGGGGAGCCCCCCCUCCCAGCUUGGCUUUCUUUUGAAACCGGGAUCAAAUAACCCCGCUGGAACUUGAGGGUCCUCAAGCAGAGCAGCAGCCCGGCUCCCUCCCCUGGCUCUGCAGCUGGCUGGCUCACUCUUCACCCUAGCGACCAGCCCGCUGCCCCAGCCCUCCAGUCCACCCGCACUGGUCACCGUUGGGAUAAUAAGACGCCCGAAAGGGUCUCACUGCCAAUUUAUCCCCUCCCGUUUCCAGCCGGUCUGGCGCAGAGGUUAGGCCUGUUCAGAGAAGAGGGGCUGGC
Molecule: messenger RNA, 1373 nt
Organism: Nyctereutes procyonoides (raccoon dog)
Lineage: Eukaryota; Metazoa; Chordata; Mammalia; Carnivora; Canidae
Gene: PHOX2A
Product: paired like homeobox 2A
Exons: 3
Coding region: 1-855 (284 amino acids)
Biological process (GO): regulation of transcription by RNA polymerase II
Molecular function (GO): DNA-binding transcription factor activity, RNA polymerase II-specific; RNA polymerase II transcription regulatory region sequence-specific DNA binding
Source: RefSeq, a predicted model, not a curated record